AUUUACUGGUAACUCGAUGACGCUGUCAAAUGUCAAUGUCAAAGUAAACACGCUCGUUCGCAUGACAUUCGCCGACGCAUGGCGUUUUGUUGAGGUUAGCUUCAUUUUGUUUCGUGUUUAUUAGUGAAAAUGUCGUUCCGUGGUAGAGGUGGUGGCGGUGGCGGACGCGGCUUCGGCGGCCGAGGCGGUGGUGGCGGCGGCGGAGGCCGGGGAGGCCGCGGCGGCUUCGGCGGAGGCCGAGGACGCGGCGGCGGCGGAGGUUUCAGACAGCAAGAUAUGGGCCCCCCUGAAAGCGUGACGCCUCUGGGGCACUACGGCUGGACAGUGCAGGACGACCUGGUCUGCAAAGUCGACAUUGAGGACGUACCUUACUUCAACGCGCCAAUUUUUCUAGAAAACAAGGAACAAAUCGGCAAAAUUGACGAGAUCUUUGGCAAUCUGCGAGACUACUACGUUUCAGUUAAGCUAGGUGAAAAUAUAAAAGCGAAGAGUUUCAAGGAUGGACAGCAGUUUUAUAUUGAUCCGGCGAAGUUGUUGCCGUUGAAGAGGUUUCUUCCGCAGCCGCCUGGUGCGAAGCGUGGCGGGCGAGGGGGUAGGGGCGGCGGUGGAAGAGGUGGGGGUGGUUUCGGGGCAAGAGGGGGUGGUCGAGGCGGCGGGUUUGGCGGCCGAGGAGGCGGCGGCCGCGGCGGUUUCGGCGGCCGAGGUGGUGGCGGUGGCUUCGGAGGCGGUGGCGGCGGCUUCGGAGGCGGUGGACGAGGUGGAGGCUUCGGGCGUGGUGGCGGUGGCCGCGGAGGUGGCUUCAGGGGCGGCCGGAGAUAGUAUGUCUACAUGCGCUAGUGGUAUUGUGACUAUAUUGACUGUGAGAGUGAGCUGUUGGCCCUCGCCACAAGGGCUGAAUGAAAAACAUUCUAUGAUUAUGUGUUUUUAGUU
Messenger RNA from Cydia amplana, 930 nucleotides. It is a transcript of the gene Gar1, whose product is annotated as probable H/ACA ribonucleoprotein complex subunit 1. The record is from RefSeq and is a predicted model, not a curated record. Gene Ontology annotation, molecular function: box H/ACA snoRNA binding. Gene Ontology annotation, cellular component: box H/ACA snoRNP complex. Lineage: Eukaryota; Metazoa; Arthropoda; Insecta; Lepidoptera; Tortricidae. Gene Ontology annotation, biological process: ribosome biogenesis; snoRNA guided rRNA pseudouridine synthesis. The transcript has a single exon. The coding region runs from base 130 to 819 and encodes 229 amino acids.